Xylaria bambusicola is the source of this 984-nucleotide messenger RNA. RefSeq lists its product as uncharacterized. NCBI's taxonomy places the organism in Eukaryota, Fungi, Ascomycota, Sordariomycetes, Xylariales, Xylariaceae. The coding region runs from base 85 to 858 and encodes 257 amino acids. The transcript is spliced from 3 exons. The record is from RefSeq and is a predicted model, not a curated record.
UCAAAAGGCCACUCUUCUUCCUCCCAUACAUUCUCCCCCAAGCCAUUCAUCGUCUUGAACAUCACAUCGCUUCAUCGAACCAAAAUGGCACCUAUUCGAGUCCUUGCACUCCCGGCCUUCGCCGCCAUGGCUGCCGCUCUCAGCAUCAGCGAGUUCGUCCCGGCCUGUGGACCAUCGUGUAUCGACGAGUCUGUUGCUGAGCACACCACUUGCGCCCCCGAUGACAACGCCUGCAUCUGCUCCUUGAUCUACACGGUUCGACGUGAUGGCGAAGUCUGUCUGCGCGACGCCUGCAGCGAGACCGACUAUGGCGGUGUCCAGACGGGCAUUGAUGAAUUCUGUGCUGCCGUAGCAAAUGGUGGGGGUGGUGACUCUAGCACGUCAACCCCCCCAACGAGCACCACGACCACUUCCAACACUCCUACGGAGACUCCUACUGAGACUCCCACCGAAACCCCUACCGAGACGCCUACCGAGACACCCACGGAGACACCCACGGAGACCCCUACUGAGUACCCGACCGAGACGCCUACCCAGACGCCUACAGAGACACCCACUGAAACUCCCACCGAUGUUCCUUCUUCUAGUUACCCUGCUUCUACCGGUUCUACUUCUGAGGGCACCACUCCGUCCUCGACUGAAAACCCUGGCACCACAGUGGUGCCGACCGGCUCGUCUAGCUUCACCACCUCGGUCGGCAGCAUGACGGAGCCACCCAGCUCCAGCUCCGCCACCAGCUCCGCGCCUGUCAGCACCUCUUCGGGUCCCGCCACGGGUGCUGGCUCCCGCGCUCAGAUCGGCCUUGGUGCUGGUGUCGCCGGUAUGCUGCUUGCCUGUGGCGUUGCGUACUUGCUGUAAGCGAGCACAGGCCAGGCUUCCGCUGUCCCGCUAUGACAGCCUCGCAUGGCAGGAAUGAGAGAUUGCAGUGGUGGGGAAAGAUGGAAACGACGACGAAAAAAAUGACGUUUAUUGCAUUAAUGGCUC